Molecule: messenger RNA, 14589 nt
Organism: Cladophialophora bantiana CBS 173.52
Lineage: Eukaryota; Fungi; Ascomycota; Eurotiomycetes; Chaetothyriales; Herpotrichiellaceae
Exons: 1
Coding region: 1-14589 (4862 amino acids)
Biological process (GO): ribosomal large subunit assembly; rRNA processing
Cellular component (GO): preribosome, large subunit precursor; nucleus
Molecular function (GO): ATP hydrolysis activity; ATP binding
Source: RefSeq, a predicted model, not a curated record
AUGGAAGACAUAGCAGUAUACUGCUCAUGGGCUGAUGCGCAACUCAGUGAAGACCACCCGUUUCUCCGAGUACUUCCAACAGAAAUCCGAUCAAUCAUUAUCAGGUCAACUGCAUCCCAAUAUCUGGAGACCCUGGCCGAUGCUUUUCGAGAUCCUCGAUGCACAGAUGCGCUCUUUCCGCUCUACAAGCCUCUCUUGCCCGAGUUACUCGCCAGGUGGUCAGGUGUUACUCGCACCGCUGAUCUCAAGGAUGUUAUCAACACCAUUUCAUGUCUGGCUCGGGUGUUGCCACUUGCUACAUAUCUCCGCCCUCACGUCACGUCGCUUUUUCGGAUAGAUCACUUGCGACAUCGUCUGUUGGAUCUAGGAAGAUCUUCGCCUGAGGUUCGGGACGACAUCGAAUAUCCACUUCUGCUCGCUCUUUUUCGCCUUCUCUCUUUUGACCGCCGCAUGCUCACCAAUAUCGUUACCCCUGUCUUCUUAUCAUCUUUUCUACACCAUCGCUCUUUGGCAGUCAGGUACUUGGCUAUCCAGUGUCUGUGCAUGAUCCUGCACUUUGCCGAUGCUUUCUCAGAGAAAAUGGUCAAGACGUAUGUAGGCGACGAAGCCGCCUGGGGCCAGUGGGAAGGCCGAAGGAUCGACUAUCGACUGCUGAAGCUUUGGGAGGAGAGACGCUGGAAAGAUCUGCUCGGGACGCUAACGGAUGUUGAGAAGUCCUGGCAAUCAUCACCAUCAUCGUCUUCAAAAGCGCGCAGCCUGGUCACUGAAAAUUUCUCGCCGCGGGUCACCAACAUUGGCGGCGUUCUUCACCUGCUAUGGAGUGAUAACUCACUAUGCUCCCCAACUUCCACUUUCGUCCUGACGGCAACGGCGAAGUACAAUUUGCGGCAGCUCGGGAAGUGUUUGUUAGACUCGAAGCCUAUUCUCAUCCUGGGGCGGGCGGGCUCUGGAAAGACCUCCUUAGUUCAUGAGGCCGCGAGGCUCCUGAAUCAAUCGUCAUCGAUGAUUACUUUACACCUCAACGAACAAACUGACGCCAAGAGUCUGCUGGGGAUAUACACUUCCUCGGCUGACGGCAAGUCAUUCACCUGGCAGCCCGGUGUUUUGACCAAGGCCAUGCAACAAGGGAGAUGGGUUCUCAUAGAAGAUAUUGAUCGGGCACCUUCCGAGGUCAUGGGAGUGCUGCGCCCGAUUCUCGAGAAGGGGGAUCUGUUCCUGCCUAGUCGUAACCAAAAAGUACGCCCGAGGCACGGUUUUCGCAUAUUGGCAACAGUUGAAUCUGUUGGACAGAUUUCUCACGUUACGAAUUCUCGCCAUUCGUGGCUACUCAAUCCUCGAGUUUGGAGCACUGUCGAAACCAUCAACUACCCACCUGCAGAGGUCGAGGCAUUGCUUCACUCUCGAUAUCCUGAUGCAGGUAUCUUCGUUACCACAAUCCUGCGAGUUCACGGCAAACUCCUUCGUCUGUAUAAGGAAAAUCAUGCCCUGAAAAGACUACAGACACGCAUGCCCUCCCUGAGAGAUCUGCUCAAUUUGUUGAGAAGGACAGUUCGCAGAUUGGGACGUUAUGGGGUGGUUUCAAAGUCGACCGCUCUACCCGAACAGGUAACAUUUCACAUCUUCAAGGAUGCUGUCGACUGCUAUGCAGGCUACCUCAACAAUGAGGAACUCCAUGAAUUGUUAGCUGAGAGCAUUGCCGCAGAAAUGAAUAUAUCCCCCCAGCAAAUGCGGUAUUGUCUGAACGAAACAUUUCCAACGGUCUCCGAGGACAAAGACGUGGUGCAGGUUGGCCGAAGCACUCUUGAAAAGAUUCCCAUUCGCCGUCGGCAGGCCAACAGAACUCCUUUUGCAUUCACCACCUCGGCUGGGAGAACCCUUGACCGUAUUGUUGUCUGUGCCGAUUGCUCAGAACCUUGUCUUCUGGUUGGUGAAACUGGCGUUGGCAAGACAACUCUUGUACAAUACGUUGCGAAUCUCUUGGGUCAAACUCUCACCGUGGUCAAUCUUUCGCAACAAAGCGAGGCUGGCGACCUUGUUGGGGGUUUGAAGCCGGUAACAGUUCGAUCUCUAAUCCUUCCCAUGAUUGAAAAGUUCAACGCCUUGUUUGAUGAUACCUUCUCUACGAAAAAGAACGAGAAAUUCCAAAUAGCUCUCGCUAAGGCAUUUGCAAAGCAAAACUGGUCGAGACUGAUAAUCCUGUGGAACCAAGCUACUCAAAUGGCAGCAGCCUCCCUCAACCCUGCAGAGACCGUCAACACGGAUGGGUCCGUCCACGCAAGCAAGAAGCGCAAGCUGGACACUGCAAAAUACAAUGUCCUGCGCGCUAGGUGGGCUGAAUUUUCUGAAAGUUUGAAGCAGAUCCGUACGUUUGUUGAUCGCGGCGACAAGACGCACACCUUCACCUUCGUUGAAAGUAGGUUGGUUCAAGCGGUCCGAGAGGGCGGAUGGGUGCUCUUCGAUGAAAUCAACUUGGCGCCCUCAGACACUCUAGAUCAUAUCGUCAGUCUAUUACACAAUGGUGAUGAGGAAAAACCGUCACUACUACUCGCUGAAGCGGGCAACAUUGAGACUCUCGUUGCUCAUCCCAACUUUCGAGUCUUUGCUGCUAUGAAUCCGGCAACGGAUGCAGGAAAGAAAGACCUUCCACCUGCCUUGCGAUCACGAUUUACAGAGAUAUAUGUUCCCCCUGGUGACAAUAAUCUGGAGGACUUGACCAAGAUAAUUCAGACCUAUCUUGGCUCUCUGCUCGAUAAUGACAAACGAGCCGCCUUGGACCUUGCAAACUCCUAUCUCGAUUUGAAGAAGCUCAAUGAAACGCACAAGCUUACCGAUGGGGCAGGUGAAACACCACAUUUCAGUAUUCGGUCGCUCGUCCGGUGUCUGUUAUACACGUCACAAUACAGUGCAAGUCACGGCUUAAGACGUGCAAUGUAUGAAGGGUUUGCAAUGAGCUUUUUUACAGUACUGAGCAACGAAGCAGAAAAAUUAGCUUUGCCCUCCGUUGAAAAGCAUUUGCUCUCAACAGUUAGGAAUCGGAAGGCAUUCUUCAGUCAACUACCCAAGAUCCCACAUGAUGAGGAUUACAUUGCCUUCAGACACCACUUUGUUAAGAAAGGUCCCAUGACGCCUGACUUCCAAUCACACUAUAUCAGAACGCCAUCUGUGGAACGCAAUUUGCUCAAUUUGGCCCGCGCUGCCUCUAUGCGACGCUUUCCAAUUCUCUUACAAGGACCGACAUCGGCUGGGAAGACCAGCAUGGUGGAAUAUCUCGCAAAAUUGUCUGGCAACAAAUUUGUCAGGAUCAACAACCAUGAGCACACGGAUCUUCAAGAGUAUUUGGGCAGCUAUACAUCAGAUACCGACGGCAAACUAGUAUUCCGAGAAGGUGUUUUAGUGGAUGCGCUACGUCUUGGCCAUUGGAUCGUGCUCGACGAAUUGAAUCUGGCCCCAAGCGACGUGCUCGAAGCCCUGAAUCGGUUGCUUGAUGAUAACAGAGAGCUCCUCAUUCCGGAGUCUCAGGAAAUGGUCCGACCGCAUCCUAACUUCAUGCUCUUCGCCACACAGAAUCCGGCUGGCCUGUACGGAGGGCGGAAGCGACUUUCUCGGGCAUUCAGAAAUCGUUUUCUUGAAAUCCACUUUGAUGACAUCCCUGAAGACGAGUUGGAAAUAAUACUUCGAGAACGGGCUCAGAUCGCUCCAUCGUUUUGCACCAAAAUUGUCGCUGUUUACAAGAAGCUGUCUCUUCUCAGGCAAUCCUCUAGAUUAUUUGAACAGCGUAACAGCUUUGCCACCUUGCGGGAUCUGUUUCGAUGGGCCUCAAGACCUGUGGAUGAUUGGCAGCAGUUGGCAUAUCACGGGUUCAUGCUCCUGGCUGAACGAGUAAGAGAACCCGCCGAGCGUGCCGUGGUCAGGAACAUUAUCGAGGAGACCAUCAAAGUUGCUAUUGAUGAGAAGGUUCUGUAUGGGAUGUCGAAGAUCCCGCAUUCUGUUCAGCGGCAUGGUUCGAUUGUCUGGACUUCGGCCAUGAGACGAGUUUUCGUUCUUGUAGCUGAAGCACUGAAGAAUAGAGAGCCGGUCCUCUUGGUCGGCGAGACUGGUUGCGGAAAGACCCAAAUUUCUCAAGUGAUUGCCGCAGCGGCCGGAAAGCCACUCGAUAUCUACAAUGCACAUACUAAUACCGAAACUGGCGACCUUAUUGGCUCUCAGCGACCAAUUCGCAAUCGAUCCGAGCUUGCCAACAACGUACGGGCGAGCUGGCAAGCCCUGGUUCGUUCCAGGCCCGAGGGCAUCUUGACCGAAGACCUAGAUGUUAGCGAAAUUGUGGAAGCAUUCAAAAGAUUGGAUUGCUCCGGCUAUGAUCCCAACUUUGUCGAGCAAGUCCGAUCCAGCAUCGGGGCAUACGAAGCCCUGUUUGCCUGGAACGAUGGCAGCCUCGUCCGAGCCAUGAAAAGAGGAGAAUAUUUCUUGCUUGACGAGAUAUCUCUGGCUGAAGACUCCGUUCUCGAGCGUUUGAACAGUGUCCUAGAGCCAUCUCGGACAAUCUUACUGGCAGAAAAGGGCUCUGUCGACAAUCUCGUCGUCGCGCAUCCAAGUUUUCAAUUCCUAGCUACUAUGAAUCCGGGAGGGGACUACGGGAAAAGAGAGCUGUCGGCGGCACUCCGAAAUCGGUUAACUGAGAUCUGGGUGCCUUCCUUGUCACAAGAAGCAGACGUCUUGCCAAUUAUUCAGAAUAAGCUGCGAAUAAGGAGAGGUGACUUGGCCGAGAAGAUGCUUAAGUUUGCUACCUGGUUUCGUAACGAGUUCCAUAACACGACAUCCAAAAGCAUAGGGUUGCGAGAUCUAUUAGCAUGGGCAGACUUUAUCAACCAUGCUGUGCCACUAGGGGAGGACUUUGCCUUUGUGCAUGGUGCGUUCCUGGUCUACGUUGACUCCAUCGGUGCAAACCCAGCCGGAUUGACUUCGAUGGGCGCAAGGGACUUGAAUGAGUCAAGACAAGAUUGCUUAAAUCACUUACAAAAUCUGGUGGGUCUUGAUGUUUUUGAGAUCUAUAACAGAACUCCCGACCUCUCCUCUACCAGUGAACGCCUCUUUGUUGGUCAAUUCUCCCUACCUCGAACAGAACAUACGACACAGCAGACAACCGAUCUCGUUUUCGACGCUCCCACUACAUCAAAAAAUACGAUGAGGAUCAUCCGCGCUUUGCAGAUGACAAGGCCGAUUCUGUUGGAAGGCAGCCCCGGUGUGGGCAAGACAGCAAUAGUGACGGCUCUUGCACAAGCUUGCGGAAGGGAAUUUACCCGAAUUAACUUGUCCGACCAGACGGACCUCAUGGACUUGUUCGGGGCAGAUGCUCCUUCCGAGAAUGAGGGAGUAGGGAAGUUUUCAUGGCAAGACGGUCCUCUGCUGAAAGCCAUGCAAUCCGGUGGAUGGGUCCUCCUCGAUGAAAUGAACCUGGCAUCGCAAUCGGUUUUGGAAGGCCUGAAUGCUUGCUUGGAUCAUCGUCGAGAAGUCUAUAUUGCGGAACUGGAUAAAUCGUUCGUCUGUCAUCCAGAUUUCACCUUGUUUGCCGCUCAAAACCCUCAUCAUCAAGGCGGAGGCCGUAAAGGGCUCCCGGCUUCCUUCGUCAACCGAUUCACGGUCGUUUAUGCAGAUUCUUUUCAACGUGUGGAUUUGGUCCGCAUUUGCGCGUCCAGGUUCCCAGACGUUGAUGCCGAUCAACUCGAGAACGUGAUCAAUACAGUCACACAGCUUAAUCGGGCCAUUGCUCGAGGUCCAGCCUUUGCGCAUGGAGGACCUUGGGAAUUGAACCUCCGUGACGUGAGCCGAUGGUUGCGACUGUGCAAAGAUCAGCCGACACUUCCCUCGUCUUACCAUCUUCGCAAUAUUGUGACAGGGCGCUUCCGCACCCCUACUCAAAGAAACCUGAUCCUGAAGGGAGCCGAAUCCAGCCUUACCUCCACAACUCCUGAAAGCUUUUAUAACAAUAUAACUGAAACCUUUCUUCAAGUCGGCAACGCUUUUCUCUCUAGGGAUUCGAUCUUGCAAAGAACUGAAGCGCCGAAUAUAACUCCCUCCGUCCGACAACUUCCCGCAUCGAAUUCUAUCAUCAUAGCUGUCAAACAAAAUUGGCCUGUGAUUCUGGCUGGACCUUCAGGUUCCGGAAAAACAACUCUCAUACGGUAUCUCGCGGCUGCGGCGGGAGUCGAGCUCGUCGAAUUUUCGAUGAACUCUGAUGUGGACACUGUAGACCUCGUGGGAGGUUUCGACCAAUACGACACCCGUCGCGAUGUCAGCAAGAUCCAUACUAGAAUACGAGAAGUGCUCCGACAACGAAUCGCAUCGUCCUUUACAAAUAAGUCCGACGGAGCAGCGCAGGUCCAACUAUUGAGGCUAUGGCAACUCUUCGAGGGCGAUGAGUUAGAGAUCCCUGAUCUUCGAGCAGCCAUACCAAAUUUAUUAGCUAUUUUGCCGGAACUUCGGGCACAAGUCGAAGUGUUUUCGACUAUUCUCGAUUCAGUCGAUCAAUCGAGUUUCCGGUUCGUAUGGAACGAUGGCAUUCUCGUCGAUGCUAUCGAGAAGGGUUCAUGGCUGUUGCUGGAAAAUGCCAAUUUGUGCAAUCCAUCCGUCCUGGACAGGCUGAAUUCAUUGCUCGAACCAGGUGGAUCACUUGUGAUCAGCGAGCAACAUAGUGGGAGCACCAGUACGAGAAUUAUUGAACCACAUCCAAAUUUCAGGAUAUUCCUCACCAUGGACCCGCGCUAUGGAGAGCUUUCGAGGGCGAUGAGAAAUCGAUCGCUUGAAAUUUUUAUGCCUGAUGGACCCGGGAGUUUUGAUGCGGCUCCCAUUCGGUAUCCGAUUGCUUCUGCUCUCACUCGCUUGAGGCAAUUGUCAGAGAUGGCUGACCAAAUUCCACAAGCGCACAGUAUCGAAGCCGCGGCUGACAAUCUCAAUCUUAAAGACAUGAGGAUGAUCUCAAAUGCUGAUUGCCCCUUGCCUGGUGCUGAAGCUGAUCGCUUACUGCAGCUGGAGAUCAGCAAGAGAAAUUUCUUCGACGUGGAAAAGCUGUACCAAAUGUUUGAUUCUCUGGAGCUUUCUGCAAGCAACGGGUGUCCACAAAUGCUCGUUCUUAAUGAGCCACUGAUCUUGCUUGGUGGAUUUUCCAAGAGAGGGUUUCUGGAGACUCCAUUCACGGAGCUAUUUACCAGGUACUGGUACGUAGCACGGCGGAUGGCAGGAAUCACUUCACUCUUGAAGGACGCAUCAACCCGAGCUGGAGCAGUUCUUGAACGAUCAGCUUCUGCUGCAAAGAGAGCAGCAUUCGAUACAGUGCCGAACAUUACGGCUUUCGGCAAUCUUGUGAUUUCCUCGAUGUCUGAAAUUCUUCAAAGAGAGAUCAACGCAAUGAGGAAGCUAGAUUUGUUGGAAGGAGUAGAAAGAAUUUUCAUUUUUACUCAGGAGCUCCUCCUCCUCUGUGACGCGAAAACGAUCGACAUCGCUUAUUUGCAGGCAUACCUACGAGUCGGAGACGACCUGGUUCAUUUUGUUCGGCGAAGCGUUCCCGAGAUCGCUCCUCAACUAUCACGGUGCCUGGAGACCUUGUCUGCUUACAAGGGUAGGCUGAACACUGGAUUCGGUCUUCAACUUAUGUGGCAAACCUUCCGGCCCAAGACAGCUGCCACAUGGCAACAACUCAACUGUCAACUUGCAUUGGAAAAGCUCAUUGGUAGAUUUGACCUUGCAUGUCGCUCCUUGCAGCAACCUCGCAACUCACUCUCAAGUUUGAGGCUAAGAUUGCAAAAUGUGUAUACGUCGAUCGUCGAGUCAGGAGAGCCAGAGGCCUUGAUGCCGGAUCUUCACGAAGCCGUGGCGAGACUGCAGGAGCAAUCAACGAAGGAGGUUUUUUUUGAGGGAAAGUUUCAACAAGUAUUCAGGUUCAUUCAACAUGCGGUCAAAUUGCAGAAGCGUGAGGCGGACGAGCCAGAUCUAGAGAAUCUGGCGAUGUUUGUGCCUCAGCAUGAAACACAAUCCCUUGUUGUCGGACACGAAAACGCUGGGCUUAGCUCACUGGUCCGCCUCGCAUUCCUUGAUGCUGAUAUUUUGGUGGACGAUGGCUCCAUUGGGAUGGAACUGAUAAGGCAGCUGUCAUCAAUACAACAACAGCCUCUAGGCAUACUGAACCAUGCAAAAGAGGAGCUAGGAGAGCUAACGAAAGCAUUGGCGUCCCAUACCUGCUCACUCGAGGGCUCCAUCUCCCAGGUUGCCGUUGAUAUUCGGUCGGUCCUAGGAGGUUUGAUGUCUUCCUUCUAUAAUCUCUUGACGUGCGAGGCAAGGGCAUGCUUUCCUGAAGGAGGAACACCAGAUCUUUCUCAGUUAUCUGCCAUCCCGAGCAACGAUGUCUUUCUACAGGGGCAAAGCCACGAACCUUUCAGAGAUGUGUAUGUCAGACUGAUCCACCCUGUCCUACUGCAACUGCAAGACAAGGAUAAAUGGGGUCCUCAGCACCUGAAAACAUGCCUUGUUAGCUUGUCCCUUGCCGGGCUGAUACUUAUGGUGCCUGACGAGCCCUUAGACCCCGCAAUGUACCCGAUCAUUGCGCAUCAUCUCCACGAAUGCCGAGUCGUUGAGUUGGAAUCCAGAAUUGAGGGGCAAAAGCAAUUUCACCAGUGUGUGACGGGAACGGACACAGCUCUCGUCAUUCGUAUUCUUCAGCAACAGCUGCUCGAAUUAGGUUCAGUCUCUCAGCCAACCGCAGUGAUCAGACCCGGUAAAGAGGAAUUCUUCAAGCUUCAAGAGAUCUUCACGAGAAUUGUUAGUGUUGUGCUUGAUCACCGGGAUGUUCAAGCGGUUCAAAGAGCGCGACCAGGCAGUGCAGAGUGGAUCGAACAAUGGUCUGACCAACAAGGAAUGUCCAACUUGAGGGCUAUUAUUAAGCGGUUAGAAAGCUCUCAUCGAGCGUUCGACGACUUUGUAAAGCCAAUUCUAUGGUUUUUGAAAGGCUUGUAUCUUGGCUUGGAGCUUGGCAUAAGAGAGAAGACCCAAGGCAGUGCACCUAGCGCGGUUCGUGAGCUUGUCAUGAGCAUCCCUCCCCUGGCAGUCACUCCUGGCGCUGUUCAAGAUUGGAAACUCUUGAAUGCCUCGUCUUCAGAGAUCAAAUCUCACUGGCUUGAGCUUGUUGGAGUGAGAACUGCUCUAACAGGGAAGCAAGAUUGGAUCCCCAUCGAGGGCUUCCUUGACAUUGUUGACAGCUUCUAUUUCGAAUGGAAAAGCCGUUUGACGCAAGACCGGGCUGAUGCUGCGACGAGAUCUCGCUACUACACUUACCGCGGGGACCCAGUCGAAGAUGAAGAAGGCGAAAAUCGAGAGCUGGAUGAGAUGUUUCCACUGUUCGAAGGCCUGGACGUGGCAUCGGACAGGCACCGAAAGGAAUUCGAUGCUCGCGGGACGGCAGUACGACUCAGUAUGCUGCAUCAGACGAUCUACACUGAACGGAAUCCACAAGAAGCUAUCGAAGCGUUCAUUCUCUCUACAUUAGAGUUACUACUGAAAGCUGGUCGUGAUGGUGGUGGAGGCACCGGCACUUCCUUUACGGAUCUCUUACCUGCCAUCUUCUUGCAGAUGGAGGCUAAAAUGACCGAGUUCAGCGGCGAUAAAAGUUCUCGCGGCUUCAACAUAUACACUGACUCAGACAACGAGCAGAGUCAGAAGCUGCUAGAUCUAGUGCAAGAGAUCCAAUCGACAUUCAACAUCAUUCAGGAAAAGUGGCCUGAGCAUGCUGUUCCAGCGGAGGUCUUGUCAUUCUGCACCGAAGUACUCAAUCUGAGCCUCGGUGAUCCUGUCGCCAAGCUUCUCACCAAGACAGAGAAGCUGUACGAGAUUGUGUCGCAGUGGCAAAGUAUUGCUAGCAGAGAGUGGUCCGUCAGCGCACUUGUCGAGCGGCUAUCGUCAUUGGUCAUUAGCUGGAGACGUCUGGAGCUUUUGUCUUGGUCAAGGCUUCUGGAUGAGGAAAAGCAUAAACACGAAGAAGACGCACAAGCCUGGUACUUCAUCGCAUAUGAGGCCAUAAUCUACAACUGCAGAAAUCUAGACAGCACUGACGGAGGGAACCUCUCAUACCAACGGGAUCUGGUCCAAACACUGCAGGAGUUUCUCAAGUCGACGACAUUAGGUCAAUACUCUCCGCGCUUGCGACUGCUCGAGACGCUCAACAAGACUAUGCAGUGCCUGGCAAAUACCCGUCAGCACCUCAGAACAGCUGCCGCUUGUGUUCAAAAUAUCAUUGCACAUUAUCGCCGAUACGAGGUUAGCGUCGAGGCUGCGCUACGUGUCGGUCGGGUUGGGCUCGAGAAGGCUUUGAGUGAGCAGAUCAAACUCGCAAGUUGGAAGGAUGCAAACGUCACUGCACUCCGCGAAAGCGCACGCCGAUCACACUACAAGUUGUUCAAAAUAGUACGAAAAUAUCGCGUCCUGCUCAACCAGGCGGUUGUGUUCAAUGCGCCAGAAGACUUAGCGCAGAACUCACGAGCAGAUGCCGUGACAGACCUUUCGCAGCCUCACUACGACGAUGCGCUAGUAUCUGCUGCUCUGGGACGAUGCCGCCUGCUGGUUGAAGAUUGGCAUAUACGACCUGAGCGCCUUACUCAACCACUGGCCGCAGUUAAAAGCAUGCAACAUGUGUACAAGUCAAAGAAUACUGGAUUUCAAGCUCAUUUGGAGAUUGCGUCCUUCCGACAAGACUUAGUUGAAGCAUCAAAACAGCUGAAAACCCAGACACCACCAGGACUGACUGAGGACAAUGCUGGAUUUGUCCGCCAUCUCCAAGAAAGAAAGAGACGAUUGCUCGCCGAUACACUAAAAGCAGUUAUACAUAUGGGAAUCAGGAGGAAUCUGCCAACUUCUGAACUUGAAAAGCAAUCGUCAUGCGCCAGUGUUCUAGCAUUGGUGGCGGAUUCGGCAGUGAACCAACUUCCGCGAACUGAGUCUGCUGCCAGCGCUAUCUUCCACCAAUUGCUUGACAUAAUGCCUCAAGUCCGCGCAGCUCGGACGGAUCACUCGGACGACCUCACUGAAGGAGAAAUCAAUCGUUCUGUUGGGCUUUUAGAGGGCUUGCUGUUCUUGACAAUCCGCCAAGAGCAAGCAAAUCCUCAGCAGGCAUUCGACAUGAAAGCACUGAGUUCUCAGUUAUCAAUGCUCAGGUCCAUCGUGUGUUCGUCCUCGGGCGCGAUUGUGCGAUCUCCUCUCUCCGCUAACAGCAUCGGCGUUGCACAAGAGCGCCUUGCAUGGUUGGCGGAGAUCUUGAAUCUUGCCUGUCGCAUCUUAAGAUUCCAAGCAGAACAUGGAGGAUUUGACAUCAACGGGUGUUUGGACUCACUGCAUUCUUAUGCAAAGCAAAUUGCAGACUUGAAACUAAGUAUCCUUGAUCUGCCCGAAGCACCGUCGGGAAUGGCGUGGAGAACCUCACAAGAUCUGCUGGACAAAGCCCCCGAACUUCUUUCCCGACUGAGGUUUGAACUGAUGGAUUGGCAGGUUAAGGAGCCUCGAGUCGAGUAUCUCCUCCGCCAAAUUGUGGCCUGGAUCGAAACAAUGUCACAACCAACGAGCGGGACGCAAAUAUAUCAACAGAACUUCACUGUACGAGAACUGGAUCAGAACCUCAAAGACGUUAUAGACCAAGUUUUUGUGGUGCUGCAAAGACUGUCUGCCCUACAGAUGGAGAUGCCAAGCUCAGAUGAAGACCAAGGUUGGCUUUCAAAGUCGGACAAGCACAUCGUUGAGGCUCUGCGAUCACUGCAGAUGAGCACUAUUACCAGACGACUUCAGGCUUCAGUGACACAGAAGCUUCAAUAUCUGGCGCCCGAGGAUUUCGAAGCUGCGAAGACAUUGUUACUUGUGGCAAUGCCGAUCCUCGAUCAGUAUUUCUACAUAUGUGAGCAUCUUCAUAAGCGUCACGCUGCCCUGUCCUUGGAGACGUCCCGACUUGCAUUACAAUUGGCCUGGUCUUUCACUGCUGUUGCAAAACAGGGUUUCUGUCGUCCUUCAGAGCCGGCCGAUGGCCAAGAGCAGACAGGUAAGCUAGAGUCUGGAACUGGGUUGGGUGAAGGGGAAGGUGCAGAGGAUAUCAGUAAAGAUGUCCAAGAUGAUGAAGAUCUGUCUGAAAUUGCACAGGAAGGGCAAAAGGAAGAGAGAGAUGGAGAAAUGGAGAAGACAGAAGAUGCAGUUGACAUGGACAAUGAGGAUCUUGAGGGCGAAAUUGGUGACUCUGACGAGAGACUGUCAGAUCAAGGCGAUAACAAGGAUCAGUCUGGCGACGAGGAGGAGAACGAUGUCGAAGAAGAAACAGGCAGUGUUGAUGAUCUUGAUGCCGAUGUUGUGGACGAGAAACUGUGGGAUGACAUCAAGAACGAGUCGGAGAAAGACAAGGAGAUGGAAAAUGACAAGGUUAGGGGAAAGAAAUCCGAUGAGCAGACUGCAGGAGAUGGGAACAAGGACGAAGGAAAAGAGAUGGAAGAGAUGGAAGGGCAGGAAGAAGAUGCACCUGAAACCGGUGAAGACCGAGAUGAAGGAGGGGAACGACCUGAAGGUCAACAGACGGAUGCUGAUGUGGAUGAAGAGAAGGCCCUGGACCUUCCGGAGGAGCUACAGUUAGCCGGUGACGAUGAGAUUAAGAACGAUGAUAUAUCAGAUGAUGGUAUGGAUGAGUUGUCAGAUACGGAAAUUCCCAGAGAGGAAGCCGAAAGUGACGAUUUUGAGAAGACUGAGGAGACCGAACAGCAAGAGAAACACUCCGACGAGAAAAGCGGUCAAGAUGAGGUUGACGCAGAAGAGGCUCAAGUCGAGGACGCGGUUGCUCGAGAUGACGAGAUUAUGGAGGAUCAAUCUGAAGAAGCCGAGGACGACAAGAAAGACGACCAUCAUACCCGGGAAGACGACACCGUCCACGAUUUGAAAGAAACUGCUGGUGGAGAAUCCGGAGCCGCGCACGAGACCCAGGACAUUGUCGAUGCUGGGCAGAACGUCGAGGGCAUGAAUAAAGCCGACAAAGAGUGUAAUCCUCGGGAAACUCAAGCUGGCAGAGCUCUGGAAGACGAAGAGCAAGGAAAGACCGGUAAAGGGGCCCUUGAACGUGGCGCUGGACGGUCAGAAAGCCUCGAACAUCAGCAGAACCAAUCGUUGAAGCAGUUGGCAGACAUCCUUGAUCGAUGGCAUCAACGUCGCGAGAUCUUGCCAGCUUCUGAAGAGCGAAACCCAGGCGAUGAGGAAAUGGAUAUUGACAUGGCAGAUGUUGAUUUCGAGCAUGUUCAAGAGGAAGACGCGGGCAAUGCACUCGCUCUUGGUGCUGCAGCGGCAGAUCAGGCUCAGAAUAUUGACCCAGGCAAAGCCAUAGAAGAUGAAGAUGCGCCAAUCGACAAGGACUCGCGACUUCCCGAUGUCAUGGAGCCGCAAGAGCAGGAAGAUAUUGCAGAGAGAUUCAGUCGACUCAAGGCGCAGGCAAAGCCAACAGAGACCAGAGAGGCCGGAGCUUUCGUCCCUGACCAUCAGUCCCAGCAUAAGGAAUUUGCCGGCCAGCACGAUGCUGGCGACACCGCUUCGGAUGACUUAUCGCCUGAUAUCGAACAACUCGAGCUCAGCAGCGAUCAAGCACAACCAGCUGUCCAUCCUACAAGCGGUUCUAACGCUGCUCAUCUUUGGCAGCAAUGUUCGACCAGCACGCAUGAAUUCUCUCUCCUCCUCACCGAACAACUUCGCCUGAUUCUCUCACCUACGACGGCCACAAAGCUCCGCGGCGACUAUCGAACGGGCAAGCGACUCAACAUCAGACGCAUCAUCCCGUAUAUCGCAUCGAACUACAAAAGAGACAAGAUAUGGAUGCGUCGUUCGGUGCCCAGUAAGCGGAACUAUCAGAUCAUGAUCGCCGUGGACGACAGCAAAUCCAUGAGCGAGUCCGGCGCCGACGUCCUCGCUUUUGAAACACUAGCGCUGCUCACCAAGUCUCUGGCCAUGUUAGAGGUCGGGGAGAUCUGCGUUAUUGGAUUUGGCGACUCCCCAGCCAUCACGGUCGCGCAUCCGUUCGGUCAACCCUUCUCGCCAGCCGAGUCAGGCCCAAACGUCUUCCGCUCAUUCAGCUUCGAGCAGCGAGGAACGGACGUCAAGAGCUUGCUCAGACAGAGUAUUCGCUUAUUCCAGGACGCGAAAAAUCAACGACAAGGCGGUGGACGAGGGGAAGAGCAGUGGCAGUUACAACUCAUUGUGAGCGACGGGCACUGUUCGGACCACGACGGCAUCGCGAGAAUGGUCCGGCAGGCGCAUGACCAGGAGCGCAUCGUGAUUGUCUUUGUCAUUGUCGAUGCCGGCGAGGAGAGCAUCCUCGAUCUCAAAGAGGCCAUUUUCGAGCCCGACAACACUGCUAGUAGCUCUUCUGCAUCAGGCAAAGAAGUGGGAGCAAUAACGGAAAUGAGGGUCCGUACAAAGAGGUACCUUGACGGCUUCCCCUUCCCGUAUUACCUCAUCGUCAGGGAUGUUAGAGAUCUGCCCAGCGUCCUGGCGACCGCGUUGAAAGGAUGGUUUGGGAGUGUCGUUGAUGUCCAGGGUUGA